UGACGUGCAUUUUUUUCAUUUGCUCGAAACUAAAAGCCGCUGUUUUUCACCUCCGUGUCUGACGGUCUUCCCCCCGUCCCCGAUCAGUUCUAUUGAGCCCACACGCUUUGACCUUGUCUCCUCUGUAGAAAUUGUCCAUUUAUUCGCUUGUCUUAAGAGUUAGGCAUAAAAAGCAUGAAAUGAGUUUCUUUCUUUCUUUUUUAAAGGGGGGAAGGACACAUAGACCGGCAAAAGCACGACUGGUGUAAACCGGAAGUGCCCAAAUCAGAGAUGGAACGGUGCCUCGCCUUUUAGGGACCGUUUUCGCUGAAUUUCUCCGGAUGCCGGUUAUUUCCUUACGACUUUGAGGAAGAGGCUCGAGUGUUAUUGCUGGCUUCUAAAUGUUAGGCUGGAAAUUUAGCUGGAAGAAGCGACCUUCAAAGGAAGCGCUGGAGAAAUAAAUGCCAUCUGUCAAAACCGCCGGUGCUGGAGAGAAAAGGGAGAUCUGUCUAAAAUAAGGCUUAAUCCAGAAUUAAGGGUUCACGUUCAAAAACUGAGAAGCUGGAUCCCAUUAAGUAUAAAACCUGCUUAUGAAAUGAAUACUCUGUUGGGCACGUCUGGCCCUGUGAGGUGAGUCGGAGGAAGGAUGGAUGAAUAGGCCAGAGGCAGCCUGGAUCUUUUUCCUGUUCUUCUGGCCUUCUGACAGUUUGAGGAAUAUUUAAUAUAAAAGAACAUUAUGAUAUAUUCAACAGCUCUUGGUUUGCCUAUAUUAAUGAAAAGUGCCAGUAGAAUUCUUCCCUACUGUUCUUCAUACUUUUGCCUAAGACGGACAGCUAUAAGAUACUGCACAAUAAAUGGCAAAAUGAAAUCUAGAAAAAAAUCAGAUCAUCUGGAGAGAACAGCAAAUGACUUUCGACAUGAGAUUAUUUCUAAAGCAAAAGUGUGUGGCAUCAGCAAUGAAUCUGAAACAGUUAAAAGACUUCGUUUGGCAGUGACAGAUAAGGAAUUUACUUUUAAGGCAGGACAAUGGGUAGACUUCUUUAUACCUGGAGUUUCUGUAGUUGGUGGAUUCUCAAUAUGUUCAAGUCCUGGUAUGUUGGAAGAAGAGGGAAUAUUAGAACUUGCAGUAAAACAUACAACACACCCACCUGCUCACUGGAUUCAUACUCAGUGUGCUAUUAAUUCAGAAGUGGCUUUGCGAGUUGGAGGCAACUUCUUUUAUGAUCCUCAGCCUGAAGACAUUCCAGCAAACGUUGUGCUCAUAGCAGGUGGAGUAGGUAUUAAUCCUUUAUUUUCUAUACUGCUCCACAUCGCAGACCUUCACAGAACUGAAGAGAAGAAAGGAAAUAGUUGCAAAGUGGGAACAACCAAACUCUUUUAUUGUGCAAAAAAUGCACAUGAACUUCUAUUCAGGAAACAGAUUCUUGGUUUGACAAAUGCAUUUCCUGGAAAAAUCACAUGCAGUUUCCACGUUACCAAGCAGAAUUUGCCAAUUUGUGAGAAACUUCUGCCUUACAUCAAGGAAGGAAGAUUAUCUGGAAGUGACCUAGAAAAAUGUAUCUUCAAGAAUACUUUGUGGUACAUUUGUGGACCACCUCCAAUGAUAGAAUCCAUCUCCAAGCUGCUUGAAAACCUUGGGGUGGUUCAGAGCAAUAUUUUCUUUGAAAAGUGGUGGUAGCACAUCCAGCAGCAUUCCAGGCAAAAUAAAAAUGAAGACAUAAUAUAUACAUGUUUGCUGAUGAACCAUGAAAGUUUACACAAAGUAAACAUUUUUCCAUUUGUGGAAAUAAAGUAAUUCAUAAUGAAAUUAUAAAAAAAAAUUUAACAAACAAUUUGGAAAAACAAAUAGGAAACAUGUUAAAUUUGUACAUGUACUGAGCCGUGACAAUUUCUAAAAAAAAUAUUUUCUUAAGUUUUUUAUUAACUUUGGUAUGUAAUACAUAAAUAUAUAACUAAAUAUUAUAUAUGUAAUAUUUUACUACAUACGGAUAAGAGAAGAAGAAUGACUUCAAAUCUACGCCAUAGUCUCAUAUGGGAAGGACAAACUUAACAUAAAAGGAUGGAAUUCAUCUAUUCAUUUCCGGUCCACCUUGUAUUUCCUAAUGAACGCUGUUUGAAAAGUAAAAGAUGUUGCUUUUGAAGCUUCUUUUUUUUUCAGGAAAGAGAUUUGACACAAGGUUAUUAGCGAAGUUCUGAAUGUACAUUUCAGUAAUUAGAUUGGAUCAGAAAUUAAUUGGGCUGUGAUAUAACGACUAAAACCAAUUAAAUAAUAUAAACAAGUCAUAAAUGAAGUACUGUUAAUUUCCAGUGGUUUACUCAAAACAUGAUGGAAUCUGGAUCCAGCUUAUUUCCAUAAUACUAUCUCUUUAUCAAUUCUCAAGUAAUGAAACUGCAUUUGAAAUAACAUUAUUGUCUGAUCUGUUUCUGGUCAAAAGCAGCUCACCACAUACAGGGGGUCAAACUUGGAAUUAUUCUGCUAAACUAUCAAAAUCAUCAAAUGCGCCAUCAUUAUAAACUUAAGUCCUUUACUUAGCUAAAAUAGGUCUAAACAGUUUUAUUUGGAAGAAAAUCCUAUUGAUUUCAAUGGAAUUUACUUUGAAAUAUUAAAACUGGAUGUUUGGCACUUUCACCCAUCUUUCCAGAAGCCACUUGGCUUGACUAGCUUAUAUUGAGGCAAUGUAGUCCAUCAUGAAGGGCAGGUGCCUAAGGGUCUGUGCUGCUACUGUGUUAGUGGCAAUUAGGAACUACAGUAAUCAUGUAAGAGAUUUUGAGUUUAUCUAAAGGUAUUAAAUAAACUAAUAUUGUGGUUUGACGGCAUAAGGUUUAAACAAACUUAAUUGUGCUGCUUUUCCUCAGACUGGAAUGCUAUGUAUAGUGUUACUUGUCUGAACUAUAGGAAUUGCAAGGAAUUUAAGAGAACCCAAAUAUAAAAGAAGAAAUUUGUGGUUAGAAUUCUGUUUAGUGCAAUGUAUUGUUAAUAUUUGGUGAAAUUGUGUCUCACCAAGUAGCUUAUAUUGUUUUGAAAUGGGCCUAGACAAACUAAGGAAGAUUGUCUGUCUUCCAUACAUUAUGAUGAUUGUAUGGAGCCUCCAUUGAAGAGUGCAUUGAAUAUUAUCUCUAUAAAAGAGCAUCAUUAUGGCCCCUUUGGGAAGCAAGAUUUGGAGAUUUGGUAUGAUUAUUAUGUUAUAAUAAUAUUAUGUUAUAUAAUUUGUAAUAAUAUUGAAAAUGUAUAUGGAACUGGUCUCAGCUAAAUCUUGGGAACAAUCUUACUACUUGUUUGCUUGCCUGCAGAGUUUAUCGGCUGUUUUAAUGAACUACCCUAUGUGAUGUUCAAACACCCCUCCCCAAUACAUAAUUUGGGCUAAAAGAAAUAUUUUUGUCAAAUAUGUAUACUCACCCAUCUCACAAAACAUAACUCUGGGUAGCAAUAACUCUUUGUUACAAACCAAUCUGAUUAAAGUCCACUGAUAGGGCAUUGGGGUUGAGAUCAAGAAAUUGAAUGUAAGAUUGUUAUAAGACAACGGUUCUAUGGACCCUGAGGGUGGCCCACUUACUGUCUCCUGCCACAUAUUCCCCUGCCCAUUACUACCAUAAUAUUAUGGCCUGUCUUUAUUCCCCUAUAACAGUUUCAUUUCCCAAAUCAAGCCCGUCCAAGACCCAGUACCAGAAUGCCACGUCUCCUUGUCACACUUCUCUGUGGGGGUAAACUAACCAUUCUGAAGGGGUUUAGCUCCAAUAUUCCUGAGCACCAACACCACUCAAUCCUCACCACUCCACACACUUCCACCAAUCCCCCCCACACACACGUUAAAGCACAUUCAGACACCUAACUAGACAUAGCCUCUCUCCUCCACUACUAGCAAUAGGAGAGCUCCCUUCAUUAAUCUCUCCCCAGUUCACCAAAUUUCUCCUUCCCAGCUCUCACCCAGAAGAGAAGUUAAUCAUUCACUCAGUACAGGUGGAGCCAUGUUGUCCCUUCCCUCCCCUCCCCUCAUUGCCUCCCCUUUCUCUCCUUCCUUCCUCCCUCCCUUCCUCCCUCCCUCCCUCUUUUCUCUCUCUUUCCCUAUCUUACCCUUAUUGCUACCCAGGGGCCAGACAAGGUGAAACAAAGAUGAACAUUAAAACAAAAACCAAACAUUGUAAAGAGCCACAUGAACCAAUAUUUAUAUCACAAAAAUUGUCUUCAUUGUCUGGAAAAAAUGGUCACAACUGUCCUGUAUUAUUAUUUAAAAGACUUCUGUCCUAUUCAGUAGAUUGCUAAAAUUAAAGAGGAAUAUGCACUCAU
Ahaetulla prasina is the source of this 4264-nucleotide messenger RNA. It is a transcript of the gene OXNAD1, whose product is annotated as oxidoreductase NAD binding domain containing 1. The transcript is spliced from 8 exons. Lineage: Eukaryota; Metazoa; Chordata; Lepidosauria; Squamata; Colubridae. Gene Ontology annotation, cellular component: mitochondrion. The coding region runs from base 716 to 1657 and encodes 313 amino acids. Gene Ontology annotation, molecular function: oxidoreductase activity. The record is from RefSeq and is a predicted model, not a curated record.